Molecule: messenger RNA, 2907 nt
Organism: Cladocopium goreaui
Lineage: Eukaryota; Dinophyceae; Suessiales; Symbiodiniaceae
Source: the annotation of a GenBank genome assembly
AUGCGGCUGUAUCACCAGCGGCGGGAUAAGUUUGCGGGGGAGCAUCAGGAGGUUGCGGAGCGGGUUACCAAGCUGAUGCAUGUGCGGUUGGGGGUUUUUCUGGCCGCGUUCGUGUUGCUCAUUGCGGGGCUGGGCACUGGCGGAUUGCUGCAGGGGUUGUUGCUGCUGGCGGCCGUGGCAGUGUUCGCGGGCUUCGUGGUGGCCGUGGUGGUGCAUCGAAAGGCGAGCCGGCAACGCGAUGAGUUGGCCGUGCUGCGGGAUAUCAAUUACUACGCGGCUUUGCGAUAUCAGCGGAAGUGGAAGGAUCUGCCCGAGAACAAAACGCUGGGCUCGGGGCAGAACAAGGCGUUCGUUCGCGAUCUGGACGUCUUCGGUCAUGCAUCGCUCGCGCAACUGUUGGGCACGGCACAUACGCCGACCGGGCGGGCGACGGUUAGUCGGUGGCUGUUGGAGCCGGCGACUCCGGAGAAGAUAGUUGAACGCCAGCAGGCCGUGGCUGAGUUGGCUCCGUUGGUCGAUCUUCGUCAGCAGUUCGAACUGUUGGCCGUGCCGAUGUCGGACAACCCUCCGGAUACCGAGCCGUUUGUGCGAUGGGCCGAAUCGGAACCGUGGCUGGCCGAUCGCGGGGGCAUUCUCUGGACGGCCCGAGUGUUGCCGUUGAUCACGCUGUUUCUGGGUGCGCUGCAAUUGCUUGGGUUCGUGGAAAACAAUUGGUGGGCGUGGCCGACGCUGGUGGGGAUUGUGUUCAGCUUCUGGAAGCUGGGCCCUGUGCAUGAAAUUUUUUCGCAGAUCUCGUCGCGCGAGGGAGAGAUUCGCCGCUACGCGCAGUUGUUCGAGCUGGCCAGCACCUUUCCGACGGGUUCGGCAGAGUUGAAGCGACUGCAGAGCGAACUGUGCAUUAACGGGCAUAGUGCCGCUCAGCAGUUGGAUCGCCUGGCCCGAAUCGUGGCCUUGGCCGACAUGCGGUUCUCACCGAUGGUGUACCUGCCGGUGCAGGCAUUAACGUUGUGGGACUUCCACGUGCUGAACCUUGUCGAGCAGUGGCAGCAUGAAGUUGGGCCGCAUGCCCGCGAUUGGUUCGCGGCGCUUGGUGAGUUGGAGGCGCUGGCCGCGCUGUCGACGGUGGCCCACGAUCAUCCGCACUGGGUGUACCCGAAGGUGCAUGAAGACGCGCAGGCCGAACCUCGCGUGGUUGCUGAACAACUGGGGCAUCCGCUGCUACCCGAGACGACCCGGGUGGUGAACAACGUUGAGCUGGGUCCGCCGGGGCGUUUCUUGUUGGUCACCGGUUCUAACAUGUCGGGCAAGAGCACGCUGCUGCGCUCGCUCGGUUCGAAUAUCGUUUUAGCGCAGGCCGGUGGGCCGGUUUGUGCCGAGCGAUUCGAGAUGCCGCCCAUUCGCGUGGAAACGAGUAUGCGAAUUCAAGACUCGCUGGAAGAUGGCGUGUCGUUCUUCAUGGCCGAACUCAAGCGGCUGAAAGAGAUCGUGGAUGUGGCUCGCGAGCUGAGCGAAAAGGAUAGCCCCAAGCUGGUGUAUCUGCUGGAUGAAAUCCUCUUAGGCACCAACAGUGCCGAGCGGCAAACGGCCGUGCGUCGAGUGAUGGACCACUUGCUGCGGCAUCGUGCUAUCGGGGCGAUUACCACUCACGAUUUACAUCUGGCGGAAACCCCCGCGCUGGCCGAAGCGUGCCACGCGGUGAACUUUCGGGAAUCGUUCGAUCGCGAUGAGGAGGGCCGCCGGCGGAUGACGUUCGACUAUCAACUCCGCGAGGGAAUCGCCACCACCACCAACGCCCUGCGGCUGUUAGAAAUGGUGGGUUUGGGCGACGAGGAAGACUCUGAGGGUAAGUUCAUGAAUGCUUCAGUCGCAAAGCGUCGUCGAGCCGGGAUGACCCUGAUCGAGCUGCUAGCGGUCAUUGGCAUCAUCGGCAUUCUGCUGGGAAUCCUCAUUCCCGCGGUGCAAUAUGCCCGGGAGGCGGGACGCCGGGCGAACUGCCUUUCGAAUCUUCGUCAGAUCGGCCUCGCGCUACAGAUGUAUGUCGAUCAGCAGGGCGCGUUCGGCGUAUUUCCUUACGCCGCGAACUUGCCUAGCAUCACGCCACAUCGCCCCAGCUUGAUGGAGGUGAUUGGUCCCUUCAUCGAGAAGAGCGACGGAGCGUUCUAUUGUCCCAGCGACGAAUACUACUUCGAGCACGAGGGGACCAGCUACGAGUACGCCUCGUCUCGCUUGGAAGGGAAGACGCGCCCCGAACUGCUACGCGAUCAUCGUGGCGACAUUGUCUACUCAUCUUCCGACGUGUGGUUGGCCUACUGCUUUAAACCGUUUCACGGCGAUGAACAGACCGAGAAGUCGCGCAAUUUUGUUUACCUCGACGGUCGAUUAUCAAUGCGGCGCGAGUGCAGUGGCCGUAUAGGAGCCUCACUCAUGAACAGAAAAACCUUGCUGGCGUUGACCGUAAUCGUACUCGUGAUUGGGGGUGCCGCCUGGGCUGCCGCGUACUUCGGCGGAGAGUCGGACUUGGACCGUGUUCGUGCAUCGGCGCAGGAGAUGUUUGGCGACCGUGACGACGAUCUCUCUGAAGAAGAGCGUCGCAAGCAACGUGAUGACUUUCGGACGCAGGUCGAAUCUCUUUCAGAAGAAGACCGCCGGGAGUUGUUCAACGACUGGCGACAGCGAUCGAUGGAACGUUUCGAGGAGCACGUUGAUAAUCUCCUAGCCAUGUCGGAAGAAGAACGCGACGCCGCGCUCGACGAACAGAUCGACCGCGAAGAAGCGAUGCGGGCGAUCAAACCCGCGGCGAUCGCGGACGCGGGGGUUGGAGUAGAGGCCCUCGCGACGCCAACAGCCGAAACGAACGGCGUCGCGAGAUGCUCGACCACACGAGCCCCGAGUUCCGCGCUAAGAUGA